This is a messenger RNA of Anoplopoma fimbria (sablefish), 3441 nucleotides long. RefSeq names its product glycogen synthase 1 (muscle) (gene gys1). The record is from RefSeq and is a predicted model, not a curated record. Gene Ontology annotation, biological process: glycogen biosynthetic process. The coding region runs from base 196 to 2331 and encodes 711 amino acids. The transcript has 16 exons. Gene Ontology annotation, molecular function: alpha-1,4-glucan glucosyltransferase (UDP-glucose donor) activity. NCBI's taxonomy places the organism in Eukaryota, Metazoa, Chordata, Actinopteri, Perciformes, Anoplopomatidae. Gene Ontology annotation, cellular component: cytoplasm.
GCAUCCGAGCCCAGUUCCAUGGGCGUCCUGUCCCUCAUCUGACAGCAGACGCACCAAACCAAAGUGCGUCGUUUUCAUUUGGAGAUCCGCCCCCUGUUUCCUCACUAUCCUCUGGUUACAUUUUCUUGUGUGGAUUGACUGCAACAGCUGCCAAUGUGUUGUUCAUCUUCCUGAAGUUUGCACAAAAUCAAAGGCAUGCCUCUGGCUCGCAGCCUCUCUGUGACGUCCCUGUCAGGACUGGAGGAAUGGGACGAGGAGUUUGAUUUGGAGGACGCUGUUCUUUUUGAAAUUGCGUGGGAGGUCGCUAACAAAGUCGGAGGCAUCUACACCGUCAUCCAGACCAAAGCCCGUCUGACCGCAGAGGAAUGGGGGGAGAACUAUUUCCUGGUGGGUCCUUACGUGGAGAGCAACGUGCGCACGCAGGUGGAGCUGAUCGAGCCCACAAACCCCGUGCUAAAGAGAACCAUUGACAAGAUGAACUCCAGUGGGUGUAAGGUCUACUUUGGGCGCUGGCUUAUUGAGGGCAGUCCCUAUGUUGUGCUGAUAGAUGUUGCGUUUACGGCCUGGUCUCUUGACAGCUGGAAGGCCGAAUUGUGGGACCUUUGUGACAUCGGCGUGCCAUGGUUCGACCGAGAGGCCAACGACGCCGUGCUGUUUGGCUUCCUGACUGCCUGGCUUCUGGGAGAGUUUGCAGCCCAGAGUGAGGAUCCUCCGCACAUCGUGGCCCAUUUCCAUGAGUGGUUGGCCGGCCUGGGCUUAGUGCUGUGUAGACAUAGACAGCUGCCCAUCGCAACCAUCUUCACCACUCAUGCAACACUGCUGGGACGAUACCUGUGUGCUGGAAGUGUGGACUUCUAUAACAAACUUGCAGAAUUCAACGUGGAUAAGGAAGCAGGCGACAGACAGAUUUACCACCGCUACUGUUUGGAGCGAGCAGCUGCUCACUGUGCUCAUGUCUUCACCACUGUUUCUCAGAUCACAGCCAUUGAGGCGGAGUACCUGCUCAAGAGGACACCAGACAUUGUCACUCCCAAUGGGCUCAACGUGAAGAAGUUCUCAGCCGUGCACGAGUUUCAAAACCUCCACGCUCAGAGCAAGAAUCGGAUUCAGGAGUUCGUCAGGGGACACUUCUACGGGCACCUGGACUUCAACCUGGACAAGUGCUUGUUCCUCUUUAUUGCUGGAAGGUAUGAGUUCUCCAACAAAGGAGCCGACAUCUUCUUGGAAGCUUUAGCCAGACUCAACUAUCUACUGAGGGUCAAUCACAGUGACGUGACCGUCAUUGCGUUCUUUAUCAUGCCAGCUCGGACGAACAACUUCAAUGUGGAAACCUUGAAGGGCCAAGCAGUCAGGAAACAGCUCUGGGAUACUGCUCAGACUGUGAAGGAACGUUUCGGAAAGAAACUUUAUGACUCACUUCUAGUUGGGCAACUGCCAGAUGUGUCGAAGAUCCUGGACAAAGAGGAUUUCACCAUAAUGAAGCGUGCCAUCUUCGCGACUCAGAGACAAUGCCAGCCUCCAAUCUGCACCCACAACAUGCUGGAGGACAGCAGCGACCCCAUCCUAAACUGUGUCCGCCGCAUCGGCCUUUUCAACAGCUCUGCUGACCGUGUCAAGAUUAUCUUCCACCCUGAGUUCCUUUCGUCCACCUCUCCUCUACUUCCAAUGGAUUAUGAGGAGUUUGUAAGAGGCUGCCACCUCGGCGUCUUCCCCUCUUACUACGAGCCUUGGGGAUACACACCAGCUGAGUGCACAGUCAUGGGAAUUCCAUCAAUCUCAACUAACCUGUCAGGCUUUGGCUGUUUCAUGGAGGAACACAUAGCAGACCCCUCAGCAUACGGUAUUUACAUCCUGGACCGUCGGUAUCGGGGGGUCGACGAGUCGUGUAACCAGCUCACGUCCUUCCUGUUCCAGUUUUGCAAGCAGAGCCGGCGCCAGCGGAUCAUCCAGAGGAACCGGACUGAGCGUCUGAGCGAACUCUUGGACUGGAAAUACCUCGGCAGGUAUUAUAUAUCAGCCCGUCAUAUGGCCCUGGCUAAAGCCUUCCCUGACACUUACAUGUAUGAACUUCAUGAACCCACCUCAACCUCAGGAUUCCGUUAUCCCCGACCAGCCUCUGUGCCUCCGUCUCCAUCUCUGUCCCGCCACUCUUCCCCUCACCACAGCGAGGCUGAGGACAACGACGAAGAAGAGCGCUAUGACGAGGAUCUGGAGGCAGAAAAGGACCGGGUGAACAUCCGCCAGCCCUACGCUCUGCCAUUCAAAAAUAAGUCUUCUUCUGUCCUGGGGGCCAAUGGAAACGGCAAUGGUGUCACAAGCGAGAAAAACUGAGACGUGCACAGACACACAAACGCACAUAAGUACAUACACACAGUACAUGCUGAACCUCACUAGUGAAACUUUAUCUGUGGCAAUAUUUUAAGUCAUCCAUGUACUUCAUAUAUGCGUGAAGUUGUGUGAAUACGAGUGAUACAUUUAAUAUCGGCUUGUUGUGUAAAAUUGCAUCACUGUCAGUGUCUUCCCAACCUGUUCGUACCUCAGAAUUUUUAGAAAAUAUCUGUCUGUUUGAUAAGUUUUGGUAUCGUUUCAGUUACACCAGCAGUGCAACCAGUGGUUUGCUUCGUGGAGUAAAUGCAGCAGCUAGAAAGGGCUAAACGACAGCUCAACGUUUAAAACAAAUCAGGAUUGCUGGAUUUUGUAGUGUACUAACACUGGAUAACAUAAUGUAGGUCUAAAAUAUUGAAACAAUAAUAGACGCUUAUUUUGAGUAGCUGGAGGGGGUUUUAUACUUGAUUCUAAGGUCUGUCAGAGCAGGGAACGAAAAACAUCCCUCCUUUAUACCAGAAUGUCAUCUGGACGCAUUCAAAGCUCUUUUUCCUAAUUUAAAAAAAGGCUCAUGUGAAGACAGUGUCAGUUGCUUCAAGUACCCAUAUAGAGCACCUGUUCUUUUUACUUGUGUUUGGCUUAAAAGUGUGAUGAUGAUGAUGAUGAUGAUGAUGAUGAUGCAGAGCUUUGAACACAACUGUCCACCUUGUAGCAUCUUUUUCUUUCUUUCAAAUGCCUUGUUUACUGCACGACUACACACUGAGUGGAAAUAAAAUGUAGAAAACAUACACAGCAACAACAAAUAGAAUCAGAAACCAAAAAGCUGCUAGUGUUUUCAUUUUUGUUCUGCGCCUUAUUGCAUCACAUUCAAUGGCAAUCACCAAUUAACAACGUCACACAAUUCUUUAUCUGUCUCUGUGCGCUCUUGUGGAUUAUUCCUGUGUUUGCCUGUUUCGAAAAGUGUUAAAUUGAGAAGGGAGUAGAGUUGAGACAGACGGGACAAAAAGGGACUGAGAUGGUAACAAUGUUUUCGGGUAAAAGACAUAAGAGGAAAAUGAUUUCACCAGGCUCCCACUCACACUCCCUGUAAGAGUUUUAUCAUUUGUUACAUUCAGG